This is a messenger RNA of Epinephelus fuscoguttatus (brown-marbled grouper), 1232 nucleotides long. RefSeq names its product serine/threonine-protein kinase pim-2-like. The transcript is spliced from 5 exons. NCBI's taxonomy places the organism in Eukaryota, Metazoa, Chordata, Actinopteri, Perciformes, Serranidae. Gene Ontology annotation, molecular function: ATP binding; protein serine/threonine kinase activity. Gene Ontology annotation, cellular component: cytoplasm. The record is from RefSeq and is a predicted model, not a curated record. Gene Ontology annotation, biological process: negative regulation of apoptotic process; protein autophosphorylation; regulation of mitotic cell cycle. The coding region runs from base 1 to 681 and encodes 226 amino acids.
AUGUUUGUACUUCAAGUCCAGAACGGAGAGGUGUUUCAAGUCAUUGAAGAAGUCGCCCUCAUGGUGAAAGCAGCAGGUGGAGCUGAUUCACCUGGGAAAGCUGCAGCCAUCUCCCUUCUUGACUGUUUUGAUCUGGAGGAGGAGCUAAUCCUGGUUUUGGAAAGACCAGUCCCCUCCAUGGAUCUCCACAAGUACCGCAGGGCCAAGGGAGGCUACCUGCAAGAAAACGAGGCUAAGAUCAUCCUGAAGCAGAUGAUACAUGCAGCCAUUGAGAUGCACUCGAACAGCGACUUUCACAGGGACAUCAAGCUGCAAAACGUCCUUGUGGAAACUGGACGCACUGUCCCACGCGUCCGGGUGAUCGAUUUUGGUUGUGGCUGCCUCGUGAAAAAGCGAUACUACAAUUACUACUGUGGUACCUUCUCAAAGUCACCUCCAGAGUGGUUUCUGGUGCGAGAAUAUCAGGCCAUUCCCACAACAGUGUGGCAGCUUGGAGCACUGUUGUGGGACCUGCUCGACCGUAAACAUUCAUUUAAAACUCAGGUUUACUUCCAGGAGGGGCUUAAAAUCAACAAGAAUCUGUCCAGAGGCUGCAGAGGUUUCUUGCAGAUAUGUCUGCAAAACGACCCUGAGAUGCGUCCCACAUUAGAGCAGCUACAGCUUCAUCCCUGGCUCAGAUAAUCAACGACGAGCCACCUGUUGUCAGCUCUGCCCCUCUCAUGCAUGGUUGGCCUCCUAGUCAAGGGCUCUGCUGGAACUGUCCUAACAUUCUACGUGUGCUUUUAUUUAUCUGUAUAUGUAUAUACAGUAUAUGCACGUAGGGCUUCUUCUCAGGAGAGAAGUUCGUAACGCAGCUACGCCUGGAUGGUGUGUCGUGGGUAUGCUGCUGCCGUGGCCCUGCCUAAUGCCUACUGCUACUGAUGUUGUCAGCUAUUGUCACUACUGUCUGACCUGUUUCUUUCUCAGUCUCUGACUCUCGUUAUGUUUAAAUUUGUCAUAUGGAUUACUGUAAAUGUAUUAUGUUGCUCUGUCCUGCUCCUGUCCGACAUCUAUUGCACAUCUGUCGGUCCUGGAAGAGGGAUCCUUCCUCAGUUUUUCCUCAUCCGCUGUGAGGGUCUAAGGACAGAGGGAUGUCAUAAUCUGUAAAGCCCUCUAAGGCAAAUUGUGAUUUAGAAUAUUAAUGUAUGAUUUAGAAUAUUAAUGUAUGUAUUAAUAUAUGUGAUAAAAUUCAA